AUGGCCCAGACGGAGGAACAGAUCAAGCAACCUCUGCCCGAGAUCAAAUUGACACCGGCUGAGAACGCUCUCAAGACUCUUCUGCUUGAUGUGAAGGACUACAUUCGUCAAGAAAAAGAGCGGGAAGGUGGUGGAAGAGCAGAUGAGGAGCCAGAACUGGAACUGCGAUUUACCGGUGGUUGGGUACGAGACAAGCUGCUGGGGAUAAACAGCCAUGACAUCGACGUCGCAAUCAGCACGAUGACGGGCUACCAGUUUGGAAAUGCUCUGAAGAAUUAUCUCGACAUCCCGGGGAAUCUGGAGAAAUACAAGCAAGACAGUCAGAACCGCGAGCUGAAGGACGCGAUCGUUCGCCUGCACAAGAUCGAAGCGAAUCCAGAGAAGUCCAAGCACCUGGAGACGGUGACCACAAAAAUUUUCGGGAUGGACAUUGACUUGGUGAACUUGCGGAAGGAGACCUACACUGAGGAUAGCCGUACUCCUCAAAUGGAGUUUGGGACAGCGGUUGAGGAUGCGCUGCGCCGCGAUGCGACCGUAAACGCGCUGUUCUAUAACCUGAACUACUCCAAGCUCGAGGAUCUGACCGGAAAGGGCCUCGACGAUAUGAAAAAUAAGAUUAUUAGAACACCGCUAGAGCCCUAUCAGACGUUCAAAGACGAUCCGCUCCGGGUUCUACGGUUGAUCAGAUUUGCCAGUCGGCUAGGGUAUCGCAUUGACGAGGACGCUCAAAGGGCAAUGCAGAAUGAGGACAUCAAGCAAGCCCUCAGACUCAAAAUAAGCAAAGAGCGGGUCGGCAUUGAAGUGGAAAAGAUGCUUCGAGGACCUGAUCCCCGGAUAGCUUUGGAUUACAUCGACAAGCUUAGCUUGUACUCGACCAUAUUUGCAAAUCACCGCGACAAAGUCGAAGUCGACACUUCCUCGUGGUCACUUGCUUACAACGCUCUCGAAAGAAUAUUAAAGAUUCCUGACGAUGACGAUGAAAUUGCAUCAGCCACUCGUCGCGUCCGUGAUAUUCUUGUACGGGAUGCAACGGAAAGAUACUAUGCUUGGCUUGUCGCUACAUUCUUGCCAUGGGCCCCUGUGCCCGCACAUGAACAGCCAAAGCCGGGGAAGAAGCCCCCUCCGCCACGUGUAGCUGAAGUUGCCAGAGACAGCCUGCGAUCAGACAACAAGACUGUGAACGUUCUAAGCGAUGCUGCCACUCAUUACCGUGCGGUCAGCGACCUUAAAGCGUCGUUCAUAGCGGACAGCAUUCCCGGAAGCGGUCCGGAGAUAAGGCAACACGUCGGUUUGAGCAUACGGUCGUGGAAGAAAGACUGGAGGAUGUGCGUCCUUAUGGGCAUUCUCGAUGAAAUUGCGGGCGGAGCAGAGUUCCAGAGAGUGUCCGCUGACUUGGCUCUAGUCGUUCAAAAGGAGGAUCUUCUCCAAGUAGACGCAUUACGGCCAAUUGUAAAUGGCGAGGAGAUAAAGAAAGCCCUGGGUGUAUCUACAGGACCUUGGAUGGCUACAGCCAUGGAGAUGCAACCUCAAAGCAGUGCUGGUAUUUGCUUGGAGCCCGGUGCUUCAAAUCAGAAUUAUCCUCGUACUGAGUGCCUUUUCUUGAUGGAUACUCUGCGCGCUGCGGCACGUGAGUUCCUCCAAAAAGAGGAUCGAGACAGCACCACGGAUUUCAGUGCCAGCGCCACCAUCACGCCUGGCGCGCUGGACAAGCUUUGGAGGGACAUCUUAUCGCAUGAUUCCGGCAGCGACUCAGAGAUAUAUGAGAAUCUCCUGGUCGCGAAGAGUGUCCUACAAGCGUGGGGCAACCAGGAGCUCUCCAACGAUGAUACAGAGGCUGUGAACGCCCUCUAUUCUUGGCUUGCUAAGAUUUCACUGCCGUCUUCAGAGUUUGCAGAAGCGCUAGAGGGCGCCUAUUCAGCCGACAAAGAGAAAAAGACUCCGUUAUCAGAAAGCCUCAAGGAGAGGCGCUCAAGGUUUUCCUUGAGUGUGUCAUGUCUCAGGAUCCUCAACGGCAUCCUGCCCAUUCUCAAAGCAGAAGAUGCAGUGGACAUCAUCACCGCCCUUGCCAGCUUCACAUCGGAGCGCGAUCCCUGGACGACGAGCAGCAGUCGCCAAGAUGCGU
This is a messenger RNA of Rasamsonia emersonii CBS 393.64, 2122 nucleotides long. RefSeq lists its product as uncharacterized. The record is from RefSeq and is a predicted model, not a curated record. Gene Ontology annotation, molecular function: ATP:3'-cytidine-cytidine-tRNA adenylyltransferase activity; RNA binding. Lineage: Eukaryota; Fungi; Ascomycota; Eurotiomycetes; Eurotiales; Trichocomaceae. The transcript has 7 exons. Gene Ontology annotation, biological process: tRNA 3'-terminal CCA addition. The annotation marks the transcript as partial.